AUGAGGAGUGACGUGCGUGUGGUCCCCGAGGAGCGACGAUGCAGCCUGCUGCCGUUGACAGAGUCCACCACGUUGCUUACCUUUCUACCUAUCGAUUCGAGACGGGCCUCGAUGGAUGUGUCAUUGCAGCAUACGACUUCUGUGCUAUCUCACUCGUUUUCUCCGUAUUUCCAACAGAGGUUCUUCUACAUCUCAGACGGAGGUAUGGCAGCCAGCGCAUUUAAUCUUGCUUCGUCCACGCUGGGGGCUGGUACACUGGCCCUCCCGUACGCCGUGGCCCACUGCGGCUGGGUGUUAUCUUUUUUCGCUCUCAUGUUAUGUUUUAUUUCUACUGUGUACAGUGUAUACCUCCUUGCUGCGAUAAUGGAGCUCACUGGGUGCACGACGUAUGAAGAGAUGUCAAACUAUUGCUUUGGGUAUCUCAUUGAGAAAAUCACGGCUUCUAUUAUUAUUCUCUUCUGCUGGGGCGUUGCGGUGGUUUACGUAGUUGUUAUUGGUGACAUUCUUGAUUCCAUUGUUGCUGCACUCCAUCUUCAGCAGUACAUUGGUCGUCAAGGACUGCUGUUGUUGUUUUGGCUCUUCAUUAUGCUUCCCUUAUCCCUGGCGCGUAGCAUCAACUCCCUGCGGUACGCCUCUUUGGUGGGAUCCAUGUCAACAACGGUGUUGGUGAUGGCAAUUUGUUUGAAUGCUGUUGGGAAUGGAGCCAAACUUACGUCUGUGCCACUGAUCAAACUAGAAAUGGAAACAUUUUCGUCGUUUAAUACUUUCGUCUUCUCUAUAUGCUGUCAAUCAGUUGUAUCCAAGGUGUAUGCGGAGAUGCAGAAUCGAUCUCCUUGUAACAUCACCAAAGCUGCCACCUUGUCAAUAGGAUCUUGUUCAUUUAUAUACAUUGUUGCCGGGGUGUUUGGAGCUGCUGACUUUGGUGUCAACACUGAGCCGAACAUCAUGCAUAACUAUACGAACGAUCUAGACAAGCCGUACAUUACUCUGGCAUUUUUUGCGAUUGCUUUGACUGUGACGAUGUCAUUUCCAAUGGCAAUAUUCCCCACAAGGGAUUCAAUAUUGAUUGUAUUGGGGUACCCAGAAGACAACGCUACAACUGCCUCUGUUGUAGUGGCCGCAGUCUUGGCUUUGUUAGCGCUGAUUCUUGGUAUGCUUGUGCCAAAUGUGCGCAUCCUCUUUAAUGUGCUUGGCGGUGUGUUGGGAAGUUUUGUAUCGUUCAUAUUCCCUGCGUUAUUUGCAAUACGAUGCGGUUUCUGGAACCCAAAGGCCGUUGGUUGGCUGCACGUUGGCGCCACCGGCGGCCUUCUUAUUUUGGGCGCGGUGUCAUGUGCGCUGGGCGUCCAGAGCUCUUUCGGCAUCGUCUAA
This is a messenger RNA of Trypanosoma grayi, 1368 nucleotides long. RefSeq names its product amino acid permease-like protein. The coding region runs from base 1 to 1368 and encodes 455 amino acids. Gene Ontology annotation, molecular function: amino acid transmembrane transporter activity. NCBI's taxonomy places the organism in Eukaryota, Euglenozoa, Kinetoplastea, Trypanosomatida, Trypanosomatidae. The transcript has a single exon. Gene Ontology annotation, biological process: amino acid transmembrane transport. The record is from RefSeq and is a predicted model, not a curated record.